Aegilops tauschii subsp. strangulata is the source of this 606-nucleotide messenger RNA. NCBI's taxonomy places the organism in Eukaryota, Viridiplantae, Streptophyta, Magnoliopsida, Poales, Poaceae. The record is from RefSeq and is a predicted model, not a curated record.
AUGACCAGGCCUGACCUGUCCUACGCGGUGCAACAAGCCUGCCUGUCCAUGCACGACCCGCGUGCCCAGCACCUUGCGCUGGUGAAGCGCAUAUUGUGGUACGUUCGCGGCUCGUCGACACACGGACUCCACAUUCGUCGCUCGUCCUCCCUCGACCUCGUCGCCUACUCCGACGCCGACUGGGCCGGCUGCCCGGACACGCGCCGCUCGACAUCCGGCUAUGCUGUCUUCCUCGGCGACUCGCUUAUCUCCUGGUCGUCGAAACGGCAGCCCACCGUCUCCAGGUCCAGUGCGGAGGCGGAGUACCGUGUGGUCGCCAACGCCGCUGGCUCCGUCAACUUCUCGGCGAGCUCCACAUGCCUCUGCCCAAGGCCACCGUGGUUUCAUCGUCGACGCACGAAGCACAUCAAGCUCGACAUCCACUUCAUGCGCGAGAAGGUGGCUCUCGGGCAGCUGCGUGUUCUCCACGUCCCGACGACGCAGCAGUUCGCCGACGUGAUGACCAAAGGCCUCCCGUCUCCUGCAUUUCAAGAGUUUUGGUCCAGCUUGUGCAUCCGCCCUCCGGACGCUCAAACUGCGGCGGGGUGUCAACCGAAACCCUCUUGA